Oncorhynchus masou masou (cherry salmon) is the source of this 6598-nucleotide messenger RNA. Its product is annotated as protein crumbs homolog 1-like. The coding region runs from base 173 to 4621 and encodes 1482 amino acids. The record is from RefSeq and is a predicted model, not a curated record. NCBI's taxonomy places the organism in Eukaryota, Metazoa, Chordata, Actinopteri, Salmoniformes, Salmonidae. Gene Ontology annotation, molecular function: calcium ion binding. The transcript has 13 exons.
CUCAGUACUCACUACUGACCAAGCAUGGAGGUCCCGCAGCACACUUCCAGCUAACUUCAGAGCAGAGAGCUGAUCGGCUGGACCAGUAUGCUGGGAGGGGAUCCUGUGGAGGAGUGACAGGCAGCAGUUCUCAGGCUGGACGCUGUGUGAGACAGUGGGUCCCUUCACCGCCAUGGAGUUUGGGAGGUUUCAUUCAAAGUACCAAAAACCUUUGCUGCUCAUCAUGAUGACGUUCAAACUGGGUAUACUGUGCACAUCAGCAGCAGACAAGUGUCUGUCGGCCCCGUGUCAGAAUGGCGGUACGUGUCUCGACCAAAUGGGCAACUACACGUGUCUCUGUCCCAGAUGGCCAGUCCACUAUAUGGGCAAGGACUGUAGGGAGCUGUAUGACCCCUGUGUCCACAAUGCGCCAUGCGCCAACUGUACCAGCACACUGGGCACAGAGGUCUACACCUGCCACUGCCCCGACAACUUCGCAGGGACCAACUGCACACUCAACAUCAACAUCAAGUGUGAGAGCAACCCAUGUAAGGGUGUCAGGUCCCAUUGUGUGGACAGGGUGGAUAGCUACACCUGCCACUGUCCCCCUGGCUAUGGUGGAGAUCACUGCCAGGAGAGGGACUGCACUGAGGAGCCGUGCCACAACGGUGCCACCUGUGUUGACACAUCGGAUGGGUACCAGUGCCAGUGCGUCCCAGGCUUCCAGGGGAGGGACUGUGAGGAGAACAUGGAUGACUGUAAGUCACUCCCUUGUCAGAACGGAGCCAUCUGUAAAGAUGACGUCAACGGAUACCAGUGCUUUUGUGUGCCUGGUUUCCAAGGCUACCACUGCGACCUGGACAUUAACGAGUGUGUGUCGCGGCCGUGCAAGAACAAUGGGACCUGUGUCAAUGAGGUGGACCGCUAUGAGUGCAAAUGUCUGCUAGGGUUCAAAGGGGUGAACUGUGAAGUGGAGAUCAAUGAGUGUGAGGAGAAGCCCUGCCAGCAUGGAGCCACCUGCCACGACCGUGUGGGCCUGUACACCUGUGAGUGUGUUUCCGGGUACGAGGGCCGUGACUGUGAGCUGGACAUUGAUGAGUGUGCCAGCGGGCCGUGUCUCAACGAGGGCAUCUGUACAGACUUGGUGAACAGCUAUGAGUGUGACUGCAACGGGACAGGCUUCACAGGAGAGCAAUGUGAGGUGGACAUCUCAGAGUGUGCUUCGGACCCCUGCCAGAAUGGAGCCACCUGCCUAGAGGGGAUCAACCAAUACGACUGUGUCUGCUGGACAGGUUAUGAAGGGAAGAACUGUCAGGUGGAUAUUGAUGAGUGUGAGCUGCAGCCCUGUGAGAACGGAGGAGAGUGUUUCCAGCGCUCAGAGCUGCUGCACUACGGGGUGCUGUCUGGACUGGAUGGCAGGGAGUUCAACUAUGAGGAAGCAGCUGGGUUCCUCUGCCACUGUCAGCCUGGGUUUGCUGGUGAGAGCUGUGAAGAGAAUAUAGACGAGUGUUUGUCUGCUCCAUGUCAGAACGGAGGGAGCUGUGAGGACCUGGUCAACUCAUACCAGUGUGACUGUCCACCUGGGUUCACAGGUAUGCACUGCGAGGUAGACAUUGACGAGUGUGAGAGCGAGCCCUGUCAGAACGGCGGGUCCUGCAAGGACGCCGCCAACUCCUACACCUGCAACUGUGUGACAGCGGGUCCAGGGGAGGAGCCAUGGGGUGGCCAUAACUGUGACAUCCGUCUGAGUGGCUGCAGGGAACACCUGUGUGAGAACGGAGCCACGUGUGUGCCCAUCCUAAGCCAAAAAGAGCACAAUGGGGAAGAUGGGGAUGAACAAGAGCAUGACCACACCUGCCUCUGUCACCCUGGCUUCACUGGGAAGCACUGCAGCAUUCCCACCACCUUCUCCUUCAACAGAGAGGGGUAUGUCCUUAUCCAGCUCCCUCCUAUAGCUAACAGGACCAGUAGAGGGAUUGACCCCCACCACCACCACCACUAUGGGAUCCACGUCCAGCUGCGCUUCAGGACCACCCUGGCUGAAAUGCUGCUGUUCUACAGAGGGGCUGAGGACUACAGUGUGUCCCUGGAGAUUGUGGGGGGCCAUAUCCAUGCUAGAGCUGGAUCAGGGAAGGAGCUACAGGCCACCUACCAUCUCCCUGUCAACGACGGAGACUGGCAUGAGGCCAAAGUGACCAUGGAUGAGAAGCUGGUGCUGAUGGUGAAAGGACCAGGCUGUGACAAUGACAGGGGGUGCACAGUGGAGGACAAAGGACACAACCAACUGAUCUUCUUCCAACCUGGAUCAUUCCCCCAGGUCUAUGUGGGUGGGGCCCCUCAGAAGUAUCUGGACAACACAGAGAGUAGGAAGGGUUUCAUUGGCUGCAUGGAGGAUCUACAGGUUGACCACCAGCUGCUACUGCCUCAGGAUAUCUCUCCAGAGCACGUCCAAGACAUGGAGCUGGGCUGCAACAAGACCGACUGGUGUCAUCCUGAUCCUUGCCAUCAUCGUGGGCAUUGUAUUGACCUGUGGACUAGCUUCAGCUGUGAGUGUGAUCGACCCUAUCACGGCUCCCUGUGUGAAGAAGAAUACCCCUCAUGGACAUUCAGUAAUGAAGACACUGUGAGCUAUGCUGCCUUCAACAUCAACCAAACGGACGGGGAGAACUUCAACAUCUCCUUCUUCCUGCGCUCUCUGAAGCCUAGCGGCCUGCUCCUCCAGCUGCGGAGAGGGAGGAGGGCCUACCUCACCCUGUACCUGCGGGAGGGAACCCUGGUCUUCAACAGCCCCCCCACCACCCUGUUCUCUAACGGUACCUACAUCACCAGCGGACAGAGGGAGCUGGUCACUGUGGAGGUACGCCAGGGUCAGGUAGGGUUCAGUCAGGGUGGGACACAGUUAUCCCUGGGGCGGGUGAGGAUGGAGCAGGGGGACGUGGUGUACAUGGGGGGUCUGCCACCGGGGGAGUCCUCUGCCCCCUGGGGAGGUCACUUCAAAGGCUGCUUACAGGACAUCACUCUGGACCACAUGCACCUGAACCUUCACCUCCCAGAGGAGGAGUGCCACACCCACGAAGCGUUCGAGUGCUACAUCCCAAAGAAAUCGGAGAACAUGUUGGAUGGCUGUGUCAGUGAUGAGGCAUGCAAGGCUGGUCCCUGUCAGAACGGAGGAACGUGCACAGUCACCUGGAAUGACUUUGAGUGCACCUGUCCCAUGAACUUCUCUGGCAGGCGAUGUGAUACACGCGUGUGGUGUGUCAGUGACCCCUGUGUCGUGGGCAGCCAGUGUGUGGAUCUAGUUGACGGUUACGAGUGCCUCACUAACGCCACCUUUGAGAGCAACGCUCUGCAGUUCACAGCUAAUGGCUCGCUGGUUGCCACGGUGACCAGUGUCUCCAUGGAUAUACGUACUCGGGAGGAGAACGGCGUGCUGCUGCGGGCCACUAACGGAGCAGAGGUCUUCUGUCUGGGUUUGCUCAACUCCUCCCUGCUGGUCAAACUACUGAGCGGCAACAGCCUGGAGCUACAGGCCUUCACCAGCAACCUGCCCAUCUCAGACGGGGCCUGGCACCACCUCCACCUGGCCAUGACAGACCCCCUGCAGCCUGUGUCCCGCUGGCGCCUCACUGUGGACGGGCGCAGGGCUGGCAGCACCAUGGGCACGGCCGGGCACCUCAACUUCCUCAACAACACCACCGUGUGGCUGGCAGAGAACUACACAGGCUGUCUGGGAGAGGUGAGGGUGGGAGGAGUCUACCUACCUCUGUUGGACAACCAAGAUGCCCCCCAGGCAGCCCGGUUUAUCAGACAGGGGGGGCAGGAGAACAAGAUGGGGUGUGUUGGUACUGAUUUGUGUCAGUACCAGCCCUGCCUCAACCAGGGCACCUGCCAGGACCUCUGGAACCUGUUCAACUGCAGCUGUUCCCCGGGCUGGGAGGGAGAGCUCUGCCAGAGGGACACAGACGAGUGCGCCUCAGGCCCCUGUGCCCACGGCACCUGCACAGACCUGCUGGCAAACUACCAGUGUGAGUGUCACAAAGGAUGGGGGGGCAGGGACUGUGAGGAGGAGGUGGAUGACUGCCUGGAGCAUAGCUGUUUGAACGGGGGCUCCUGCCUAGAUGGGACGGGUACCUACCAGUGUGUCUGCCCCCCUGGAUACACCGGCCGCCGCUGCCAAUGGAGAUUCCCUCCGCAGCAGUGUGAUGAAGAGACGCAGUGUGACAACGGUGGGGUCUGCGUGGAUGGGAUCUGGGGUACCAACUGCACCUGCAAACCUGGCUACACUGGAGACUGGUGUGAGGCAGAGAUAGAUGAGUGUGAGUCCAGACCCUGUCUCAACGGUGCUACCUGCCUGGACCGACUCAGCAGCUUCCAGUGUGUGUGUGUGCCGGGCUUCAGCGGCACACAGUGUGAAAGCAAUAGACAGGAGCAGAGGCAACGUGUGCCCUGGCUGGUGGUGGCCAUCCCUCUGGCCAGCCUGUGUGUGCUGCUGGCUGUGGUGGCCCUGGUGUUCAUGGUGCUGACCGCACGCAAGAAGCGCCAGUCGGAGGGCACCUACAGCCCCAGCGCCCAGGAGGUGGCAGGGGCACGGCUGGAGAUGGGCAGUGUACUCAAAGUGCCCCCCGAGGAGAGGCUCAUAUGAGCCCCACGCACAACAGCAACACACGCUACCUUCACUCGGAGGUGUCCAGCGUGUGAAAGGUCACCAGUGGUGUGGACAUGUGCCCUCACAGUGAUGCCACCGCCACACUGCUGCUGCUGGGUCAUGGGGUUGGGGGUGAUUCAACCCGGAACUAAUCUCUUUAUAGAAAGAGGUGACGUGGUCUGUCUGAGCCGCAGAGAAGGGCAGGAUAGAGGAUGAAAGAGCUCUCGUCUCCCCAAGACUUGAGCAUUGCUGUUGGGUUGAGUCUAAUCAGCUAGUCCCCUCCCUGGAGCGAUGAACCAUACUGGACUCCAGUGUCUCUCUAUACAAUAGCUACCCGUGUACAUUCUGUACCCCACAUUGAUUAUGUGUGAGUUCACUCUAAUGACCAUUUUGAUGGUAAAACAUUGUAUUUUUCUCUGGAUGUGCAGUUAACAAUUAACAGGCAAUGCACUAUACCAAUAAUGUUCUUUCCGACUCCGUGUAAAUACUGUAAUGGUCUUAUUUCUAAAUCUAUGAUGUCAUUGUCUUGUGCAAAUGUAUGAGGUGCUCCUAAAACUCGACCUCAUAGGUAAAGUGGAUUGAGACCACUUAAAUGCUAUCAGCCAUCUCAAACUCUGAUGCCACAGUAUUCAGACAGGAUACAUUUACCCAAACCUACACUCCUGUCAGUCUCUUCAUCUAUCCUCACCAGAGCCACUACUUAACCAGCAGAGUGAUCAAUGGACGUUUUCACUGUCCACCGGAGGUGCUGAAGCUAGAUAUUGUGCUCUAGUUCUUUUCUGUAACUAUGGAUGAUGUACCACAGGCUUAUACUGUAACUAAGCUGAAUGAAAGCAACACCUAAUUAGCUUGAAAUGAAGUUUAUGCAACCCCACACUAAAGGCAAGUCAUUGAAAGAUAGUUAAUUGUCAUGAAUUGACUUCCACAUUACUUUAUGAAUGAGUUUGUAUGUGCCUUCCUUACAGAAUGGAUGGAAUGCUGAGAAACACAACAUUUGACUCUUGUACAUUCUACAUUGGAUAUGGUAUCUAUCUAUAUGUUGAUUUUUGUGUGGCCCUAUCUAAAAUAUAGUUGACUGGAGGGAACUAUGUGUUGUCUCAAAGGAAAACUCACUGUGAUGAUCGUGUUGGCGUCUGUGUGGAGUGCUGUAGAGCAGUAUGACAGACCGACAAAGAGACAGAGCAGGUUUCUGUUUGAGCUCGGUCGGUCCUCCCCCUCCCCUUCCUGCAGGGCUAGGUGAUGCAGUACGAUCCAGGGAGACAUGUACUGACAAUUCACUGAUGUUAGCGCUGCUCCAGUGUUGGAUUAUACAGAGUACAUUCCAGGGUUGGGAUCAACUACAGUCAAUUCACAAAGUGAACAUUGCCCAGUGAAUUGUCAAUUGAAAACGGAAUUGACCCCAACCCUGGUACACUCUGGAUUCGCAUCUACAACAGGGGAUAGAUUGGACUGAUCUGGAUUUGAGUUCUGAUUAGUAUGGUAGGAGCUUACACUGGACGCACCUCGUCUCAGGCAGUACCAACUACAGUGUAACGAACAGCAAGGUAUGCUGGGUAGGCUACACUGGUAUGCAUAGGGAGUAUUCUGUGAUUAUUCUGGAAAAUGUGAUUGGUAGCAACACUGUAACAUGAUGCAAUUGUAAACAGUGUGAUUUAUUCAAAACUCUAAAGUUUCUAUUGGAUGUCAACAGUUAAACUGAUGCAAAAGAGAAUGAUAAUUAAAGCAACACCAUGGAAUGAAUGACUGGACUUACUGUGCAUGGUUUUGUUUGUAACUAGAUCAAAUGCGGUAAGAAUUGUAUCUGACAAAGGAUAGCAAGUCAACACAGUUACCCUAUAAGUGUUUGACUAUCUGUUUGUUCAAUAGAAUUUGCAAUUCGGUGUCUUUCACAAUGCUUCUGAAGGGAUCUCCUCCCACAGUCCCGUAGGAGCGUUCUGUCUGCGUACCACGAGGGAAGGAAGGAGUUUACGUUUG